AUGCAGAUAAACAACUGCUACCUUGAGCUCAAGGAGGAUGUCGUGCAAAAGCUCAUUAACGCGCGACUCGAAGUGGAGGACGUUUCGGAGGAAUGGCUUCAGGCGCAGUUGUUGCUCCGCGGUUUCGGUCGUCCUGGUGAAGAACUUCAUUGGACGAAGCGCAACAUGAUCUCGCGUCUCGCGCAGAUCAUCCCAAUACUAGAGGACAAGUACUACAUUAUUACUUCGAAAGAGUAUCUAAAGAACAAUACACCACAUAACGCCUCCCGGUGCUGGUGCUUUGCUACGCAGCGAAAGAACCUACUCACUAAAAAAACAUUGCCUGCCACAGUGACAAAACCGAAGCCGAACGUGGACCGGGUGGCAUCGCCUGCACCAGAGAAUGAAGACACGACCAACAUCAAUAAUCUCAAGACAUCUGCGGCACACAAACGACCACGACCAAACGCCGCAGAGUUGGGCGAAGCCUCUAACCAUCCUCACAAGAGACAAAGGCUCCCGUCGCCUAAUCCUGAGGCGGACAUCGAUAACGGGGAAUGCCCAUCAUCCUUGAUCGCGCCAACUUCAGGCGCGCCCCCAACGCCGCCGGAGGACGUGGACCAUCUGCCCCGUGAAGUUGCAGGCCCCUUGCGUCAAGCCAGUAUGAGUCUCUCGGCAAUCGGCGAAGAACACUGGAAAUUCAAGCUGCAUGACUACAUGGGUCAUAUAGCGGGUACCUACAUGAUUUUAUGUCCUUUGCUUGCAGAGAGACAUCCAGAUCUCAUUGGGCAGCUCAGCAUCACAAUCAAAUAUUUGGGUGCUUCCUCGCUUGCAUCUGGCAUACUCGAAGCCUACUUCAACCUUGGCACGUUUACUGGUCCGGCAAUCCUUGGGCUCGACGAUGGUCGCAUCGCUGAGUGGCUUUGGGCUACGGCGACAGAAAGACGAGGCAGACGCGCUCCCCCUUCUUAUAACAAUGCCGAAGUCAAGAGGCUAUGCGAGGACGCACUAGACUUGGCUAUGGAAAGAACACCAGAACGAAACCGGGCUAACGUGGAGACUCGACAUCUUAGGGAUCUUCCCGCUCUUGAUAUCGAUACUACCGCGUUACCUCAGCUUCUGUUCGACGCUCGGCUUGAAAAUCCGAGUGGCGAAUACUACGGCUCAGGUACGUAUUGCAUUGCUUAA
Messenger RNA from Alternaria arbusti, 1167 nucleotides. RefSeq lists its product as uncharacterized. The coding region runs from base 1 to 1167 and encodes 388 amino acids. The transcript has 2 exons. NCBI's taxonomy places the organism in Eukaryota, Fungi, Ascomycota, Dothideomycetes, Pleosporales, Pleosporaceae. The record is from RefSeq and is a predicted model, not a curated record.